CAGAGUCAAAUUUCAUAGUGGUCGUUGCCUUUCUUGUGCUUUUGCAGUGACAUGUAAAACAAGAAUUCCUUCCUACAGGGUCACAUGCUAAGUAGAGCUGCGAUGCUAAACAAGCCUGAACAUUGAAUGUUUACACCGCAGCUACUGCAGUGCUUCCUUAGCGUUUCAGGGAGGGCUGCCGAGCGGGCAACACGCGGCAACCCUCCCUGACCGGCUGCUUUCUGUAGCUGGCAGCAGGCGGUGACACAUGUUCAUGGUUGCGCCGUCGCGGCAGCAGCUCGCAUCCCCAUAAGCGAACGGAAUUUUGCACAUUUUAAAACCAGUCAAUUAACUGUGGUAAGUGUUACACUGAACGACGUGGACUCAAAAUGCGAUCCUUCUGCAAAAUUUCAGCAAGAAAAUGCAGCGGUGCGCGCUGCUUUAGAACACGCUAAGCGAAAUAUGCAGCAUGUCUAAGCGAUGGACGCAUUUAAGAGCAUCUCAAAGGCCCCGAGCAACUUUUUUUUCUUUUCUAAAGUACUAUCCAACGUAGAGCAAUCGAAGGCAGGGAAGCAAUGUCACGUGAUCCAACUUUCCUUUCCAUGCAAGAACGAGCACCGGCGCGUCGGCGGAGAGCAGUCAGCCGAGCCAGCUGCAGUCAGUGCAAGUGGUCAGUGUGCCUUCGCGCGAUUUUUUAAAAAGUCUGAGCUCUGAGCAGUCAAGCGGCAAUGUGUGGGAGGACAGCGUGUGCACUAUCGAAGCAGUGCUUGAGUUUUGCUUGCCAGUACAAGGAUCGGACUGGCGCUUACAAGUGUCCUGAGUGGCGAGAUCUCAACCAGGGAGGCACUUAUGAGCCAUCCUACAACGUGCCACCUAAAAGCUACUGUCCUGUGUUGGUUGAUAACCACCAGCUGAGGGCAGACAUGCCCUCGGAGCGUGUCCUGACAGCCAUGCGGUGGGGCCUGAUCCCAACUUGGUACCCAGGUGAUCCACAGGACUUCAGCGUUAGCACGAUUAACUGCCGCAUCGAAAGUGCUACAAGCCGAAAUAGCUAUAAACCAGCAAUAGCAGCAGGGCGUCGUUGCAUCGUCAUUGCUGAAGGGUAUUUUGAAUGGAUGAAGCCUGCAAAGUCUGCUCCCAAGCAGGCUUACUUUGUGUACUACCAGCAGACAUUGGAUAGCUCCAUGUCAACACGGCAGUGGGACUGCGAGGGAAUGGAGCAGCUUCUCUUCAGCGAGGGCCGUUGGCUAGGUCCUAAGCUGUUGACAAUGGCAGCCAUCUUUGAUGUUAAUAAGGGCCUGCACUCGUUCAGCAUCCUUACCAUGGAAGCACCCUCGUACAUGCGUUGGCUGCACUCCAGAGUGCCUGUGAUCCUUGAUGGCGAAGACGCUGUUUCAUCCUGGUUGGACCCGGCCUAUAACUUCAAUGAGCUCAUUGGCUCGAUCCAGUUUCCAAAUACACUCGAGUGGCACCGGGUACCAGACCUGGUUGGCAACCCGAAUAAUAAGGGCAGGCAGUGUGUCCUGCCCUUCGACAAGCCAGAUGUCACUCCACGACAAACCAUGAUGGAUUCAUGGCUGAAUCGUUCGAGUACAUCAGGAGAUGCGGGGCCCAGUUCUAGCCGCAGGUCACGAAGCCGAUCACCUAUCAAGGCUGAAGAACCAGGGAAAGAGUCAGUGGAGUUCAGUGGAGAGUCUUCAGCUUAAAAGCAGGCUCUGCCAUCAUGUGCCUUAGGGCUGGUAAAGCCAGUCCCUAAACAGUCUCCAUCAUUUUUUUAUUUCUUCUCUUUUCUUUAGAAAGUUUGACAAGGUGUUUUUGCCAGCUGGGGCAUUAGCACUACUUCUUAAUUUCUGUUAACAUUAACUUGGCAAGUACACCCCCCUCCCCCUUCAUUUUUGCGCAUGUUUUAACAUGGAGGGCAGGGAAGGGAAGGACUCUUUCCUGCUCUCUUUUUUUUCUUCGUUUCCUUUGUUUUCUCUUUUUUUUAAGAGAAAGUUUGACAAGAUGUUCUUGCCAGCUGUGGCAUUAUCACUACCUCAUUUCGGUUCAUGUUAGCCCCUUUUUUUUUGUGUGUUUUAACACGGAGGGCAGGGAAGGGGAAGACUCUCUCCUGCCUUUUUUUUUAAUAGAUGCAUCUAAAAUGAUGCAUGAUGAAGUACAAAAGCAUCUGUGUGCUGCAGUAAUGUUACAUAUUCUUAAGUAUUUUAAUAUUUAAUGCAUGUAUCCUGCUAUAACCUCACUGUGAUAUUUUUAAACUAUAAGCCAGAGUUUUUAUUUGUAUAUCUAACACAAUAUUUUGUGUAAUUGACAACGAGUUGUGCUGUUGUCUUGCUGCAAUAAAUUCUUCAUUUGUUAAAAAUA
Messenger RNA from Dermacentor andersoni, 2340 nucleotides. The record is from RefSeq and is a predicted model, not a curated record. Lineage: Eukaryota; Metazoa; Arthropoda; Arachnida; Ixodida; Ixodidae.